This is a messenger RNA of Cavenderia fasciculata, 3498 nucleotides long. RefSeq lists its product as uncharacterized. The transcript is spliced from 11 exons. Gene Ontology annotation, molecular function: UDP-N-acetylglucosamine-dolichyl-phosphate N-acetylglucosaminephosphotransferase activity. Gene Ontology annotation, biological process: protein N-linked glycosylation; dolichol-linked oligosaccharide biosynthetic process. Gene Ontology annotation, cellular component: membrane. Lineage: Eukaryota; Evosea; Eumycetozoa; Acytosteliales; Cavenderiaceae. The record is from RefSeq and is a predicted model, not a curated record. Bases 1 to 3498 code for a protein of 1165 amino acids.
AUGCUGUGUAUUCAACCUCCUCUCUCCUCACUCUGCUCUGCUCUGCGGCAGCUGCUCUGCUGUCUUUGGUGGUGGUUGUUGGGGUCUGAAAAGCACCACUUUGAUCAAACGACAAGAAGAAGAAACUCUGACGCUUUCACCGAUUUCUCACUCUCUGGGAAACACGAAUUUUUAUCAUAUAUGAUAAUGUCUCUCUAUACACUGAAAGGUGAAGAAGAAGAAGAAGAGAGGAUGAAAGAAGAUCAGCAGCAGCAGCAGUUGUCAAUGAAUGAUGUAGUUCAAGAAUUAUUAAAGUUACAAAAAGAAGAAGAUGAUAAACAUAAUGAAAACAAACAAUCAACAAAAGGAGACGAGGAAGAAGGAGAUGAGGAGGAUAUAUUAGAUGAUGGAUAUGAUAAAAGUAUAGAUACACCUGAAUUGGUGUAUGAUAGAUUAUGUACAGAUUUUGCAAUAUUAUCAUCUCAUCAAUUAGAGUUAUUCAUCACUGAUUUAAAUGAAUCAUUGUGUAAUCUAACCAAUGACAUUAUUCGUCUUGCUCACAAAAAACAAAUACAACAAAGAUUAAAACAACAAAAAGAUAAUAAUAAUAAUAGUGAUAGUGAAGAAGAUGAAGAAGAAGAUGAUCAAGAAGAAAUAAUAGAUUCAUUUAAAUACCCAAUUACAAAUACUCUACUAUCAACCAUAUCAGAUAACUCUUUAAAAUAUAACUCUAUUGUACAAAAUAGUAAUCAAAAUAAUAAUAGUAAUAAUCCAAGUACCAAAGAUACACAAUUAUCAAGUUGUUAUUCAACUCUAUACUAUUUAUAUUUUAUUAAAUUAUUUAAAUUAUCUUUAUUAUUAAAAUUAAAUGGUAUAUCAAAUUUAUUAAAUCAAUAUUAUCUUGAUGAUGAUAUUGAAAGUGAUAUUGAAAGUGAAUUGGAAGAGGUCGAGGAAGAAGAACAAGUAGAAGAUAAAAUUAAAGAAAUUAAAGAGGAACCAACACCAACAAUGACAACAACAACAACAAAAGAUGAAGAAGAUGAUGAAUCAAAUUAUCAAUCAUUUGAUACAUCACCAACAAACUUUAUAAUUGAUUACGAUCAAUUUGGACAAUUUAAUCAACAACAACAACAGAGUUGGAAAAUAGUUUGUAAAAAGUUGUCAAAUAUUUAUCAAACCUCCUUUUCAUAUCAACAUUUAUCACCAAAUAGAGUAUGGGAGGAAUACUCAAUGUUUGAUGAUUUGAAAGAUAUUACAACUCAUCUAUUGACAUUUAGUCAAGAUGAUGAAAAACAAGAUUUACUUUUCAUUUUACCUCUAUUCAUCUAUUUGAUACGUGAUCGUACUAUUGAUGCUCCAAAUGAAAUACCUUAUAAUUUACCUUUAAUUUUUAAUAUCUUAUGUAUUGAACAAAAUAAUGAAUCAAAUGAUAAUAAUAAUAAUUUUAAUUUAUCACCAUUUCAAUUUAAAUCAUUGGUAUCAUUGUUUAGUAGUUUUGUAGAUAUUCGUAAUAUGAAUGAUCGAUCUAAAACAUUUUUAAUUCAAUCUAUAGUUGAUGAUUGUUUGGAUUAUUUUGUACAUAGAUUAUCAAUGUGGUCUUCAUUACCAGAUCAACAAUUUGCAAAUAUUAAUUCAAAGGAUGAAUUGGAAGCCGUAAUUAUCACACAUACAAACCAACCAUUAAAGCUAAUUACAAAAAUAACAAUAUUUGUAUCAAAUAAUAGUAAAAAAUACAACAAGAUUGAAUGGGAUAAAAUAUAUCAAUCAAAAGGUUUAAUUUCACAAUAUAUUACAUUGGUUACUAAAAUUGAAAAUAUUAAACAACAAAAAGAAAAAGAAGAAGAAAAAGAAAAAGAAAAAGAUGAUUCUUUAAAAUUAAAUUCAAUGGAACAAAUUCAAGAUUUAUCAUUGAUGUGGUUGACAAGAUCAAGUUGUCAAUCAAACAAUAUAUCAUUGUUUAUUGAAAAAGUACCACAAUUACAACAUAUAAUAGUCAUUAAAGAUUUAUCUCUUUAUAGUAAUAAUGAACAACAAACAACAAACUUUAAAUUUAAAUAUAAUAUUAUUUGGUCAAUUUUAAUUUUAUUAAAUAAUAAUAAUAAUAAUAAUAAUUGUAUAGAAAUAAUAUUUAAAAUAAUUAAUAAUUUAUUAUCAACAAAUAAUUUAGAAAAUAAGAAUUUUAAUCAAAUAUCAUCAUUGGCAAUCAUUAUUCAAUUACUGCUAUUGAUUAAACAAUCUAAAGAGGUAGAUCAAACUAGAUUAAUAUUUGAUGAUUUAUUAGUUCAAAAAAUAUUAAAAGGUAUUGAUAGUAAAUUAACAUCAACCAUUUCACAAUUACAACAAUCUUUACAAAAGUCAACAUCAACCGACAAUAAUAAUAAUUUAGAAAAAAGAGAAAGAAAGUUCAUUGCUGACGCACCAUUUUUCUUACUCAUCAAUCUAUCGUUACCAAACAAACAAACAAAUAUCGUAUUAGAGAAGAGAAGAAUGGUAGAUAAAUCAUUAGCAUUAUUUGUAACAGCCAAUAUCAUACCACCAUCUGUAAUGUUGGCUAUAUUACCAUCACUUCAAUUACAGAGUAUCAUCAUUCAAAACGCUAUAUUCUCAUUGUGUGCUGGUAUCAUGGCAUAUCGUCUCAUACCAUCUAUUGCCUAUCUAACCUCUGAAGCUGGUCUUACAGGUAUGGAUCUCAAUAAGAAAGGUGAUCCCAAGUUCUCUGGUAAAAAGAUUCCAGAAAGUCUUGGUAUUGCCACAUCUGUUGUAUAUUUAUUAUGUGUUAUUCUAUUCCAAUUGUUUCAAUGGUUUUCUUUCCCAGAAGCAAUUCAAUUGAGUGAAUAUAAUGCAGCAUUAACAUCAAUUUGUUUUAUGAUAUUAUUGGGAUUUGGAGAUGAUGUAUUGAAUCUAAGAUGGAGAUAUAAGUUGGUGUUGCCAAUGUUUGCUUCAUUGCCAUUGUUGGUGGCCUAUGCAGGAGGUACGUCGGUGGUGGUACCACAUGUGACUUUCCCAGUGGACUUGCGAUUCUAUCUGGGCAACACGUUUGACUUGGGUAUCUUUUAUCGUAUCUAUUUGUUAAUGUUGGCUAUCUUUUGUACCAACAGUAUCAACAUUUUAGCUGGUAUCAAUGGUCUAGAGGUUGGACAGUCGAUUGUCAUCUCGACGGCCAUCAUCGUACACAACCUGGUCGAGUUGCGUCUCCAUCACCAAGCAUUGGUUGCUGGUACUGCUUUGACCCUCGCUUCACCCCACUUGUUGUCGCUCGUGCUCAUGGUGCCAUUCUUUUUCACUACGGUCGCCCUACUCAUCUUUAACUGGUACCCGUCUCGUGUCUUUGUCGGUGACACGUUUACCUAUUUUGCAGAUUCUCAACUUUCUCUACUCGCUUCCACAGCUCUUUGGUCUCAUCCCUUGUCCCCGUCAUCGUGUGCCUCGUUUCAACCCGGCCACCGGCAACAUGGAGGCCAUCCCUACCAACCUCACCAUUAUCAAUCUCAUGCUGCUCAUUCUCGGUCCAAUGACUGA